Messenger RNA from Striga asiatica, 3351 nucleotides. The record is from the annotation of a GenBank genome assembly. NCBI's taxonomy places the organism in Eukaryota, Viridiplantae, Streptophyta, Magnoliopsida, Lamiales, Orobanchaceae.
AGCAAAAUAACCAAUAUAACCAUCCUGAUUCCUGAACCCUAACCAUAUCUCCAAUAAUCCUUUUCCUCAGGAUCGAUUGCUGAAGAGGGUUUCGACCUCUUUCGAAACUCUUGAUUCUACAACCAGGUGCGUUUAACGUGUGGAAUGGCCACUGUCGAAGCACCCCCUGGUAUGCUUGGGCCCAGAUAUGCUCCGGAUGAUCCAACUCUACCCGAACCUUGGAAAGGUUUAAUUGAUGGAAAUACCGGUGUGAUGUAUUACUGGAAUCCCGAAACAAAUGCUACUCAGUAUGAAAAACCACCACCCUUGCCGUCUGGGCCUCCGCCUGCAGCUCCCACACCUAAGAUGAAUCCCUUGCCUGCAACGAGAUCAUCUCAACCAGACAAUAUUCAGACACCACAGAAUCAGCAGACGGUACAAACUCAGGUCACGCAAGGGCAACUUACGAGCUCAUCCUUUCAGCAGCCCGUGCAACAGGGGUUUACACAGCCUAUGCAGCCAGGGCAGCAGCAAGCUCCUUAUCAACUGAUGCAGUCGAUGCCUCAUGUUCCGCAAGGACAAACGUACCCUGGUGCUCAGAUGGGAUCUCAACAUGGUUUUCAAUUUACCCGUCAGCCUACACAAUACACGGUUCAUCAACGGAACAUGCCUCCACAAGGGCCACAGAGCUCCUCACAACAAUUGCCUCACCAAGAGCGUAAAACAGAGCAUGGUCAGAUAGAAAGUAAUGAUUUUCAUCAAGCAAAGCAACCAGGGUUUGCGCAAGCCAAUCAAAAUUUUAUUCAGGGGAAGCAAUCUUCUUACCCGCGAGAUCGGAAAAGCGGUACCCCUUAUGGAGAUGAUGUUGAGUAUCAGCAAGUAAAGCAUGCUGGGCUUUCACCUGCACAGAUUCAGAAAACUGGGAUGCCACCAUUACAGAACAUGUCCUCAGGAGUCAAUUCACCUCAUGGACAUAAGAUGAGCAUUCAACUAAAUCAAUCUGUGGAAUACAGUGGACGACAUGCUAAUAUGCAACGGAAUAACCCGUCUAUUCAUAUGCCCCAAACAGGUACAGAAUCAACACACCUGCACCAUGGUUCUAGGUUUCAAAAUCAAAUGGGCCCUGGGAUGAUUCAUGGCCAACAGCAGAAUCUUCCACAUCCUGGAUCAAAGAUGCCCUAUGAAGAAAACCAUCUUGGAAGGCCUGGAAAUGAAUAUUUCUAUAAUACCGCCAAGGAUGUCAAGGCAGUGUCUCCUCAGCUACCCAAGCUCUCACCACUACCACCUUCAGCCAGAAAUCAACAGGAACUGAGAAUGGGUGAUUUCACCUCUCAGAAUGCCCCACAUAGUAUUCCUGGCAGAUCGAAUGGUCCUGGAGGGCCUGCGUUAUCUGGUGUUGUCCAUGGUAAUUCCUCUGGUGCCUCUCCUUAUCCGAACAAUGCUGUUGUGAGGCCUCCAUUAUCAAUAAUGGGACCUUCGGAUCCUAUGCAUCUAUCAGCUGCAGAAAUUUACCGCCAAAAGCACGAAGUGACAGCCACGGGUGAUGAUGUUCCUGCUCCGUUUAUGACAUUUGAAGCUACUGGGUUUCCACCUGAAAUACUGCAAGAGGUAAGUGCGAUAUCUGCUCCAAAAGAGGAGCACAUGUCGUACGCUGCAUUACGUUUUGCUGGUUUCUCUGCACCGACACCAAUUCAGGCACAGACGUGGCCCAUUGCUUUACAGAGCAGGGACAUAGUUGCUAUUGCCAAGACAGGCUCUGGGAAAACGCUGGGAUAUUUGAUGCCAGCAUUCAUUCACCUGAGGCGACUACGUAAUAAUCCUCAGAAUGGCCCAACAGUGUUGUUGCACGGUAUGGCACAUUACUACGAAACUGUUUAUAUGUUCUUUCUAAUUUGGUUGAGAAGUGCUCUGACUGUUUCCUUCUCAGUGCCUGUAUGGCGGGGCUUCGAAAUGCUUCAGUUGGAGGAGCUAGAUAGAGGAGCAGAUAUUGUUGUGGCAACUCCUGGCCGGCUGAAUGACAUCCUUGGAAUGAAGAGGGUUGACUUUAGGCAAGUCUCAUUUCUUGUUCUUGAUGAAGCUGAUAGAAUGCUGGACAUGGGGUUUGAGCCUCAAAUACGUAAGAUUGUCAAUGAAAUUCCUCCAAGAAGGCAAACUCUUAUGUACACUGCAACGUGGCCCAAAGAAGUCUGCAAAAUAGCAAGUGAUCUUCUGAUCAAUGCGGUCCAGGUCAACAUUGGCAGUGUUGAUGAACUUGCUGCAAAUAAGUCUAUUACACAGUACGUAGAAGUAGUUCCUGUGUUUGACAAGCAGAGACGCCUGGAACAAAUUCUGAGAUCUCAAGAGCGUGGUUCGAAAAUCAUUAUAUUUUGUUCCACCAAGAAGUUGUGUGACCAUCUUGCUCGCAAUCUUGGGCGUAACUAUGGGGCCGCUGCAAUUCACGGAGACAAAUCUCAGGGUGAGAGAGACUGGGUUCUGAAUCAGUUUCGGAGUGGGAAGUCCCCUGUCCUGGUUGCCACCGACGUUGCUGCUCGGGGCCUUGAUAUCAGAGACAUAAGGGUAGUUAUCAAUUACGAUUUCCCCACCGGGAUCGAGGACUACGUCCAUCGCAUCGGGAGAACCGGGCGAGCUGGCGCCACUGGGAUCGCUCACACGUUCUUCUCUGAGCAGGACUGGAAGCACGCUCCCGAUCUCGUCAAGCUCCUCGAGGGCGCCAAUCAAGCCGUGCCUCCCGAGGUAAGGGACAUAGCCAUGUGCGGUGGGCCCACCUUCUCUCGGGACCGUGGCCCCGUGAACCGUUACGACUCCUCUGCUGACGGUGGCCAUGGACGUGGUGGCCGCUGGGAUUCUGGCGGCCGUAGGGGCGGAAGGGACAGUGGCUUUGGCGGCGGCCGUGGUGGUUGGGAGAGGGGAGGUCGUGUGGGCCCGCACGAGCGGUUCAACAGUUUGGACACGCGGGGCCGGGGCAGGGGACAGGGCAGGGGUCGGUUUGACGGUCGGGAUAGGAGUAGGGGCAGAAGCUACAGCUCAAGCCCUGAGAGAGUGAGAACGUGGGGUGGCUAUAGCCGGAGCCGAAGCAGGAGCAGGAGCUGGUCACGAAGCAGAAGCAGGAGCAGGAGCUGGUCACGAAGCAGAAGCAGGAGCCGGAGCCCGAGAAGUCGGAGCAGGAGUUAUGAGAGGUAUGAGAGGAGGCCACGUGUAUCGAAAUUCGACGUGAUGGAUCCGAAUGCGGAAGUGAGUGUCCCUGUAGGUGUAGGUGCAGGUGCAGGCAGAGGGAAUGGUGGAGCCUCGGGGGCUGAGUCAGCUGAGCAGGGGAAUCCGACAACUGUGACUCGGGACUCUUGGAAAGCUAGCCGACUGGCUUACGGUGGUCUU